AACGUCGCAAGGAAUCAAUAAAGUUUUUUUAGGCGCACGCGUACUUCGGUAAGGCGCGUAUCAAGCAAACGGUUUGCCAGUGUUGUUAGCUAGCUUGUCGCCUAGAGAGGAGAACUUGUCAAUGAAAGAAAUCAACAGCUGAAUGCACGAAGGAAACGUCUCAGGGAUACCACGAGUAAAAAAGGAUGCCCCGGGAAAUUAUAACUCUGCAGUUAGGACAGUGUGGCAACCAGAUUGGAUUUGAGUUCUGGAAGCAGCUGUGUGCAGAACAUGGCAUCAGCCCAGAGGGCAUUGUGGAGGAGUUUGCCACAGAGGGCACAGACCGCAAGGAUGUCUUCUUCUACCAGGCUGAUGAUGAGCACUACAUCCCACGGGCAGUACUGCUGGACUUGGAGCCCAGGGUCAUUCACUCCAUAUUGAACUCCCCUUAUGCGAAUCUCUAUAACCCGGAGAACAUCUACCUUUCAGAACAUGGCGGUGGAGCUGGGAACAACUGGGCUAGCGGGUUCUCUCAGGGCGAGAAGAUCCAUGAAGACAUCUUUGACAUCAUUGACAGGGAAGCAGAUGGGAGCGACAGCCUGGAGGGUUUUGUGUUGUGCCACUCCAUCGCCGGUGGAACAGGAUCGGGCCUGGGCUCCUAUCUGCUGGAGCGGUUAAACGACAGGUACCCCAAGAAGCUGGUGCAGACGUACUCGGUGUUCCCCAACCAGGACGAGAUGAGCGACGUGGUGGUGCAGCCCUACAACUCCCUGCUGACGCUGAAGAGGCUGACGCAGAACGCCGACUGCGUGGUGGUGUUGGAUAACACAGCUCUGAACAGGAUUGCCACAGACCGACUACACAUCCCGAACCCCUCUUUUUCCCAAAUCAAUCAGCUGGUCUCCACCAUCAUGUCUGCCAGUACCACCACUCUGCGCUACCCCGGCUACAUGAACAACGAUCUGAUUGGUUUGAUCGCGUCCCUCAUCCCGACGCCCCGCCUUCACUUCCUCAUGACCGGCUACACUCCACUCACCACUGACCAGUCGGUGGCCAGCGUGCGGAAGACCACGGUGCUGGACGUGAUGAGGAGGCUGCUGCAGCCCAAGAACGUUAUGGUGUCCACGGCGAGGGAUAGGCAAACCAGCCACUGCUACAUCGCUAUCCUCAACAUCAUCCAGGGCGAGGUGGACCCCACGCAGGUGCACAAAAGCCUGCAGAGGAUUCGAGAGAGGAAGCUGGCCAGCUUCAUCCCGUGGGGCCCGGCCAGCAUUCAGGUGGCCCUGUCGAGGAAGUCUCCGUACCUGCCGUCUGCCCACCGCGUCAGCGGACUGAUGAUGGCCAAUCACACCAGCAUCUCCUCUCUGUUCGAGCGCACGUGCCGGCAGUACGACAAGCUGCGGAAGCGCGAGGCCUUCCUGGAGCAGUUCCGCAAGGAGGACAUAUUCAAGGAGAACUUCAACGAGCUGGACGACUCGCGCGAGGUCGUCCAGCAGCUCAUCGACGAGUACAGCGCCGCCACGCGGCCCGACUACAUCUCCUGGGGCUCCCAGGAGCAGUGACCCCCCUCGCGAAGCGCAAGCUCCACACCUCUUGCAUGUAUUGCGGUGGCGAGGCGUGUCGUCACGCGGUCUCGGUGGCUUUCCCCUCGGUUCGUGUGACCCUGUUAGAAAUCUGUGAGGCCUCAAGCCUUCCCGCCCCCUUGUAAGUUCCACAACCCAGCGGAGGUUGUAUGACCUGGUGCCCGAAUCCAUUUUAUUGCAAUAUUAGCUACAUACAUUGGCCUGGAAAAUUAUUCACAUCUUUGAUAAAGGCAAGCAAAGGAUGUAUAAAAUAAACAGUACACUUAUUAAGCUAUAUUGUAUGUGCACAAAAUGGGGAAAUUAUGUUUUUAUACUAAUAUAGCGUCCUCCCUUUACAAGUAGAACGCUACAGAGCUACCUUCUGUAGUGUUCUAUGAGACUGGUGAACAUAUUGGGAUCUUUGACCAUUCCGACAUACGAAAACUUUCAAGAUCCUUUGGUCUGAGCUUAUGGACUUAUGGAAUAAUGAACUGUGCCAUGUCUCCAGACUUGAACACAAUUCACUCAAAGCACUGUUCAAUUCAAACCAACUGGGUCCAACUCUGGAGACAUGGUAAUCAUACUUGGUGUAGUUCAUAAUUCCACUGACUUCAACAGGAGCCCCAAAACCAGAAAAUGAAGAGAAUCUUUCAGCAAGACAAAGAAUUUACCUCGAAUUUAAUGACAAAAUGGUUGAUCUACUGAAGAAUUAUUGUUUUGCAAUGUUAUUUUGGGCUCUAGACUUGAACCCGAUUAAAAAUGUGUGGUUCGUGUUGAAUAGUGCAGUCUGCAAAUGCAGACCGAAGGAUCUAGAAAAAUUCUGUUUUGAGGAAUGGUCAGACCCCCCCCCAAAUAUGUUCAUCACGCUCAUUUUAAAAAAAUGAAGGCAACUUGACUGCGUUACCCUUAUAAAGAGAGAAUGAUAUUUCUUCAGGUGGGAAAAAGUAUUACUUGUUCAACAAAAACUUUUUCACUGAGCAAUUGCGUUAUAAAAGAAUAGAAUUUUUCCAUUCUGUGCAUACAAUAUGACUCUUUACUGGGAUUGUUUGGUUUAUACAAGCUUAUUUGCUCAUUCUUAUCACGUGAAUUCUUUUUUUUUUUUUUUUUUUUUAAAGAAUUUUGUAUGUUUGUGCUGGUAACACCACUGUGCAAUAAAAACACAUACCUGUACAAACGUAGUGCCAGUGGCCAUGCACUCAUACAUUUAUUCAUAUAAAGUGAGAGAAAAUGAGUUUACCAUGCAUUUAAUGUCAGCUUAACUUGCAUGCCCUCCUCUCCAAUUUUACAGUUAGCUUCUAGUGCUCUUUCAUGUUUCUGUUGUCUGGGUCAGUUCUGGUUGCUUUUUUUUUUUUGCUCUCACACUUCCUGUUUCAUUAAGGACCUUCUGUGUUGCAUCUUCUGUUAUGACAUUGCACACAUAUGUGUUCUUUGAUCUGUGGCCUGAAAACCUGUUCCUUUAAGACUGCAAAUCCUUCACACUCUACAAUGUGUGGCGUGCCAUCGGCUGUUUUACUGUACAUGGCCAUCACUACAACCAGAACUAACGACCAGAGACAUCGAGAGAUCAUUUGGUCGAGGACCUGAAUCUAACACAACCAAGGGGGUGGGGGAAGACUGGCAUGAAUAUUUCACUAGUACGCAUACUGGGUAGUUGCAGUACUGUGCGCAUGCAGUACAAGGGAAUAGACUGCACCGUUGAGUAGUUAUAGACACAGCCGAGUUAUUACUUGUAGUUGUAUUGAAUGCAAAUAGACUUGUGCAUUAGGACGAGCUGUAUAGGUUGGGUGAUUUCCCACCUCACCUCUGAUGUGUGGAGUUUCCUCUGCCUGCUGACUUUGCAUUUCUACAAGUCACCACAUAAUCCUGAAGGGUUUAGCGUUAUUCAUGAUUCAGGGGUCACAUGACAUCCCUUGACAUCAUUUGUAAGGGUGCAGUAAGCUCUACACUGUUUAAAAUUGUGUACACCUGUACAGCAUUUUGCGGUUCAGCUUGUAUUCUCAAGUGUUCAUAUUAAUUUAAGCUCUCAUGAUAAUCACAUGCUUUCAAAAGGUUGUAAUGAAUUACAGCAAUUGUGGAAAGCCAAGAACAGAUUGUAAUUUAGAACUGCAAGUCAGGUAAGACUAUCAUAUAUCAGACAUUCUACAGUAUGGAAUCUUUAAAUUAUUAGGGGAAAUAAUUAGUGAUCAACUUUAAACCUUUGCCAAAAAGGACAGUUGACUUUCCGUAGCUCCACAUGUUGGGGUCAUGAUGAUUGCAGAAGUAUUACAUUUGUUUCCCCACUGGCACUUUGAUAGUUUUGCAUAUUCGUUCAAAAGAGGCUUCAGAAUCUUCAGCCAAAUUGCUGUACACUGUGUCAUUCUUUGAUUCGUUUGUGAAGGCGUGUCUGAUUCCUUACCAGAGGCUUACUGUGUUUCCCAGUUGGCAAGUAUAAAUGAAUAAUUUACAAUUUGUGCUUUGGAAAGGUUGUGUGUAAUGAAAUGUAAAAUGCUGUUACCCAGAGCAUUUGUGAAAUAUUUGAAUGUUUUUUUUCUCUUUUAAUAAAAAUACAACUGAAAAGAA
Messenger RNA from Anguilla rostrata (American eel), 4100 nucleotides. It is a transcript of the gene tubg1, whose product is annotated as tubulin, gamma 1. Gene Ontology annotation, cellular component: nucleus; microtubule; spindle. Gene Ontology annotation, molecular function: GTP binding; structural constituent of cytoskeleton. Lineage: Eukaryota; Metazoa; Chordata; Actinopteri; Anguilliformes; Anguillidae. Gene Ontology annotation, biological process: mitotic spindle organization; meiotic spindle organization; microtubule nucleation. The transcript has 11 exons. The coding region runs from base 186 to 1541 and encodes 451 amino acids. The record is from RefSeq and is a predicted model, not a curated record.